Molecule: messenger RNA, 4272 nt
Organism: Bufo bufo (common toad)
Lineage: Eukaryota; Metazoa; Chordata; Amphibia; Anura; Bufonidae
Gene: SRPK3
Product: SRSF protein kinase 3
Exons: 16
Coding region: 337-2229 (630 amino acids)
Biological process (GO): regulation of mRNA processing; protein phosphorylation; spliceosomal complex assembly
Molecular function (GO): protein kinase activity; ATP binding
Source: RefSeq, a predicted model, not a curated record
CUAGAGAUUUCAGUGACCCAUGACAAUCAUGUGUGAGACCUGUCCAGCUGCUCCCAGAGAACACGGCUCUCUCCUCGGUCCGCUCGGGGCGGGGCCUCCUCUCGGCUGUCAUGUCUCCUCCCUCCCACCCGGUGACGCUGUGGUGACAUCGCUGCUCCUCCGCCCGUCUGUCUGUCCGCUGACAUCUCGUGCAGGGUCCCCUCGGUGUCGUCUCCUCCGGGUGCAGCUGUGUCCCGGCCGUCACCCACCCUGCUGCCAGCUGUCCGCCCCCCUCCCCCCCUGCCUGUCCUCGCUCAUUAUGUCCCCUCUCCUGCCCGCUGCCUCUCCACCUCGGACAUGAGCUCCAAGAAAGUUUCAGGUAACAGUUCAGGAAAGAAGAGCAAGAAGAAGCAAAGAAAGCACAAGAAGGCCCCGGAGCGAGAGACGGCGGGGGCCCCGGAGGCGCGGAGCCCCAGCCUGGAUAGCCAGAACGGCAUCACUGACCCCAGCCUACAGGAUGUGCCCAUGUCUCCAGGACCCCCUCCCACCCCUCCUACCCCAGUGCUGCCACCUCCGGGGCCACUGGGCUCUGACAAUGAAGAGCAGGAAGAUCCUGUAGAUUAUUGUAGAGGAGGCUAUUACCCAGUUAAAAUCGGGGACCUUUUUAACGGCCGAUACCAUGUCGUACGGAAACUUGGCUGGGGCCACUUCUCAACCGUGUGGCUCUGCUGGGACCUCCAGAGGAAGCGUUUUGGAGCUCUCAAAGUGGUGAAGAGUGCCGUGCAUUACACGGAGACAGCCAUAGAUGAGAUUAAACUGCUGAAAUGUGUUAGAGACAGUGACCCGAAUGAUCCCAAGCGGGAAAUGAUUGUGCAGCUUAUCGAUGACUUCAAGAUAUCCGGUGUGAACGGUGUACAUGUCUGCAUGGUGUUGGAGGUGCUCGGACACCAGCUACUGAAGUGGAUCAUCAAAUCUAACUAUGAAGGACUCCCCUUACCGUGUGUGAAGAGCAUCAUACGUCAGGUCCUCCAAGGCCUGGAUUAUCUCCACACCAAAUGCAAAAUCAUCCAUACAGAUAUCAAGCCGGAAAACAUACUAAUGUGCGUGGGCGAGGGGUACAUUCGUCGCCUUGCUGCCGAGGCCACCAUUUGGCAGCAGUCUGGAGAGCCUCCCCCUUCGGGAUCUGCCGUCAGCUCUGCGCCUCCUGCACAUCACAACUUGAAUGGAAAAGUCUCUAAAAACAAGAAGAAGAAGUUAAAAAGGCAACAAAAGCGUCAGCAGAAGCUUCUGGAGGAGAGACUGAGGGACAUCCACAACAUGGAGGAGCUAGGCUCUGGCAACGGCUGUUUAGGCACGCCUAUCCCAGACCCGUGUCCGGAGAAUGAGCAGUCGUGGGGCUGCCACACAAGCCACGAGGCUGCUGACAACAGGGAGAAUCCUAUCCCAUCCGUCCCUGGGGACAGUGAAGGUGCAGACUCCUCCUUAGGAAGCGGAGGCACCACUUAUCUCGCCCAAAGUCCGCAGUCCUCCGGCACAUAUGAGAACUGCAAUGGGUACAACAGUGGUCCUCGGGGCAUCAGUCCAGACACCCACACCUCUGGCUUCUCCAGCUCUGCGUUCUCCGCCACCUCAGGCUCCGCCAUAUCUGGGUUCUCUGAAGGACGGGAAAGAGGAAGCCUUCUGUCCCCAAACUUGUCCAUCAAAGCUGCAGAUUUCCUGGUUAAUCCUCUGGACCCACAAAAUGCAGACAACAUAUCGGUGAAACUUGCAGACUUGGGCAAUGCAUGCUGGGUGCACAAACACUUCACUGACGACAUUCAGACGCGGCAGUAUCGUGCCUUGGAGGUUUUAAUUGGUGCCGGAUAUGGAACCCCUGCUGAUAUUUGGAGCACUGCUUGUAUGGCCUUUGAGCUGGCGACAGGAGAUUACCUCUUUGAGCCUCAUUCAGGGGAGGAUUACACACGUGAUGAAGAUCACAUAGCACACAUCAUUGAGCUUCUGGGAGACAUCCCCCCACAUUUAGCACUGUCAGGCCGUUACUCCCGAGAGUACUUCACAAGAAGAGGGGAACUUCGGCACAUACAAAACCUGAAGCACUGGGGCCUGUUCGAGGUCCUGGUGGAGAAGUACGAGUGGUCACUUGAAGAAGCCACUCAGUUUUCGGACUUUCUGCUGCCCAUGUUGGAGUGUAUUCCAGAAAAGAGGGCCACAGCCGCACAGUGCCUGCAGCACCCCUGGCUUAACUCCUAACCCUGGCUACGUGUCUGCUGCUCGGGAGGUCUUGGCACGUCCGGCGGACAUCUGUCCUAUAAAGGACCCCAUUCUACAGAUGCGAUUUUGAUAUGACUAAUGGUUAGUGGGUACAGAUCAGUCAGUAGGAGAAUCUGCCACCAUCCGGAGAUGCGGUGCCUGGUAUUAUUUGGGUUCUUUUACUUUCUGAAGUUGGGGGUGCGGAUGGUAUUCUGUAGGGUCCUGUAGUCUACAUGAUCGACACCCAUGCACAUGAAGCUUUACAUAUCGCCUCGCUGUGGAGUAAGACACUUUGUGCCUUAUGCCUCAGUUACAUCAUUGGAUCCCAGUGACGAGAUAAACGAAAUGAAUGGUAACUAAGCUGUAGCCUAUCCGUUCAUUAGGAAUAUUACCUGCACUGUGCAUCGGGAAUGUCAAGUAAGUGAGUAGGCUGGAUAUACAGUCUAAUGCAAAGGUUUGGGCACCCCUUGUCAUAUUCACUACUGUUCACCAGCUUAUAUCUCUGAUGUAGUGCCAAUGACAGGUGCAAACGUAUAACGCCUUGGACAGAAAUCACCGCCUCCAAACAUUUCCUGUAGCCAGCUAAGGCUAGGUGCAGAUCUGUAGCCAAAUUACAUUUUUCUGUUAAAGCAGGGAUGCUCAGCCUGCGGCCCUCCAGCUGUUACAAAACUACAACUCCCAGCAUACCCAGGCGGCCUACAGCAGGGCAUGGUGGGAGUUGUGGUUUUACAACAGCUGGAGGGCCGCAAGUUGGGCAUUCCUGUGUUAAAGGAAUUGCCAGAUCUAGCGUGUGCCGGACGACACCGACUGCCAUUGACUAUAAUAGAGUCCGUUGUGUUCCUGGUACGGAUUUUGGCACUCUGGCAGACAAAAUACCACUUUUUUUUUUUUUAUUUGCCGAAAUCUGCAAGGGAGGCGGCCACCAGAACCUCCUCCACAGAUGUGUACCUCGCCUGCCAGUUUUGUAUACUUGCUUCCGAAAUGUUUUCCUAUUUUUACUUGCAACGUGAAGUCCAUUCUAGGAGGAAGGAGCAGUUUGACCCUUGGCUUUUCCCCUUCUGCAGCCAAUAGAGAGAUUGAGCCUUUCAUAGGCCACUUUCACACAGUCAGUUUUUAGUCAGUAUUUGAUCAGUGACUGCGGGACAAGACCAGGAGUGGAGGAUACACAGACAUAAGGUACAAUGGGAAGAUUUGCUCCUGUUCUGUGUUUUUCACCCGCUCCUGGUUUUGCCUCACCUUUAUGGAAAUCACUGAUCAAGCACUGACUUUAUGAAAGUGGCGUUAAAGAGCACCUGUCAGCAAGAUCCACCAUAUUAAACCAGGCAUACUACCUAGUAGGGUUGAUCCUAACUGCUUCUGACAUGCACCGUACAUAGAAAUGUACGGCAUAUAUCUAGUCUUUAAAGGUGGCACCCACUCAGAAGCUAAGAGGAUGCCGUAGACCCUGGGUGCCUGCUGUUUUGCACAGCAGACACCCAGAGGUAACGUCUGUAAUAACGCCAGUUUUGGACUUUUAACCCCCUCAGAUGCCGCGGUCAAUUGCGACCAUUGCAUCUGAGUGGGCUUUCUCCAGGAGACCAGGGCUCCAGGGGACAGGAUGGCUCCACCGUACUGUGAUCGAGGGAGUCGUUUGUUUACUGUGGCAGCCUUGGGCCCAGCUAUGUCCCUGUGGAGCCCUGCCUGGCAGGGCGUGAGAGGAAUAUAGAGAAUCUCCCAUAGACUGCAGUGGUAAUUCAUUGCAGUCUAUUGGAGAAGUGAUCAGAUGAUCACGUGUUCAAGUCCCCUAGUAUAAAAUAAAGUAAAAAAGGCUUUUAAAAAUAUAAGCAUUCCAAUAACACCGCCUCGCCCCAUAUUAAAAAUAAACAAAAAAAUAAAUAAAGUUCACUAGCAUCGCCACAUCGAUAAAAUCCCCAUACUAUUAAAACAUAAAUGUAUUUUUCCUGUACGCCGAACGCCUUAACAGGAAAAAAACUCUAAAUGGCAAUGCAAAGAAAAUUUUUUUUUUUUCGAAAGCUUUUAUAAUUUUUUCAUUAUUAAAUAAAA